Messenger RNA from Cokeromyces recurvatus, 319 nucleotides. RefSeq lists its product as uncharacterized. Lineage: Eukaryota; Fungi; Mucoromycota; Mucoromycetes; Mucorales; Mucoraceae. The coding region runs from base 122 to 292 and encodes 56 amino acids. The record is from RefSeq and is a predicted model, not a curated record. The transcript has 3 exons.
UGCUAGUCUCGGUUAUUUACUUUCUUGGUGGAUUAUUGUCAUUUGUCUUUGAUCUCAAGAUGAUCCUCUUUUUAUUAAUUUUUCGUUUCUCUAUUUGGCAAUUAUCCUUUCAACUAUACUAAUGGUUAGCAAAAUUCGCUAUCCCGAUACUACUCUUGUUAUUACUUCCCAUAAUAUAUUUGGAGUCUCUCUGCUUGAACAGUUAUUGUUUGCUUCUAGUACUAAAUAUUUCUUAUAUCUCUUUGCUUGUUUAUAUUCCUUUUUUUUCUUAACCAUAUAUUUUAAUUCUUAAUCUUUCUUUUCAUAAAUUGUAUUUAAA